AUGGCCCACUCUAACUUUAUGCAGGCCGAGGGCAUGCGCUCAUUAGGCUGGGCAGAGUUCAUGACCGUCGAGAUGGCCAACAACCGCCAGACCAUGGCUGUGAAGUAUUGGGUACCGAAAUCCUCACCUCCCAAUCAGAAGCGACCGCCACAGCAGAGACCCUUGCCGUCGUUAAGCGGAAAAUUGACCAUCUCUAUCGUCCAAGUGAAAGAGAAGACGGGCCGCAAGGGGUUUCGAUCGCCGCGCGCGCGCGUUGAGCACAUGCGCUUCGACGUCCACUGGGAGCCGGAGAACGGUGCGCUCGGCGUUAUCCCUGCUCUAGAAGACCUGUUCAUGCCGCCUGAGCAGCUUCGAAUUGACCUCGAUAUGGAGAGCCUGCUUCGGACGGUCAUCCGAUGGCAUACUGAAGGCGUCAUGAAGUUCUUCCAAACGCAGCUGCAGCGUGGCACCAUGACGCGCAACAUCUUCUCGCCGCAAGGGGACGUCGUCUUUGUCUCGAACGAGGGCUCUCCUUCCUCGCAGAUACACCUUUGCGCUGACAAGGUCGUCAUUGUCACUGUCGACCCACGGACGGAACGGCUUACCCUACGUGACACCGGUGAUCUCGCGGCCGCUGGUCGUGAGCCUCGCUUCGCUGCCAUCACGCAGCCACUGAAUGACGCGCCAUUCAUGCUUCCGCAGGCUCUUGUCUUAUUGCGGAAUGCUACUAUCACCGACCUUGCGGAGCAGAAGGUGCAAUAUCUCGGCUUGCAGAGCUACCGGACUCGCAACUUCUCCGCCGACGAGAUCAAGAAGCUCGGUCAGGACGCCCAAGGCCAUAUCUACAUCCAGCUGGGCAACUUCCCGACGCACUACCUCGUUCUCGUCAUCAUCGUUCAGGAUUUCCGGUAUGCGCUUAUAAGCGCGAAGGAGGUCGAGCACUCAAUGAACCACGACCUCGUCAUGGAGGACAUCGGCUGGCUCAACGUUCGUCGAAUACAUGGCAACCAGGUCACGAUAGAAGGAGGCAUGGGACCCGAUCCCAUAACCGGUCAGAAGCGGAAACGAGAGGACGGCAUGGGACGGGUGGGGCCAAGUGGGGAACAGUAUCCCGCCAGCUUCCGUCUGGAGACGAAUGUCCUUCGGGAGCUGUAUGCCUACUGCUGGUGA
Messenger RNA from Dichomitus squalens LYAD-421 SS1, 1149 nucleotides. RefSeq lists its product as uncharacterized. NCBI's taxonomy places the organism in Eukaryota, Fungi, Basidiomycota, Agaricomycetes, Polyporales, Polyporaceae. Gene Ontology annotation, cellular component: core mediator complex; mediator complex. Gene Ontology annotation, molecular function: transcription coregulator activity. The coding region runs from base 1 to 1149 and encodes 382 amino acids. Gene Ontology annotation, biological process: regulation of transcription by RNA polymerase II. The transcript is spliced from 6 exons. The record is from RefSeq and is a predicted model, not a curated record.